AUGAUUCAAAAUCGAUAUAAGAAACUGAAAGACAACUCUGCUUCAUUCUGUUCAGAAAAUGGCGCUAUAAUUAAUAUGGAAAAAUCAAAAGCAGUGUUCGGAAGAGUUGAAAAUUUUCCUCUUGGAAUAAGGCUAAUGAUGCGAACUGCCAAGCAUCUAAGACGAAUGAAUUCCAUGUCUGACAACCUGAUUGACCAAAAGUCUACUGAGAUUUGCAAUGAAAGCGUAGAUGAAAAAGAAAACAAAGACGAAUGUGUCAAUAACUCAAACAAUGGCAAUGAAGAUAAUAUUCCUGAUGAGCCAGUCUGA
Trichobilharzia regenti is the source of this 309-nucleotide messenger RNA. Lineage: Eukaryota; Metazoa; Platyhelminthes; Trematoda; Strigeidida; Schistosomatidae. The record is from the annotation of a GenBank genome assembly.